AUGCCAGAGCCAAAUACAACUACAGACCCUGCUUUACAAGCAAGAAAAGAACGCAGAAGCUCCAAUGAUAGUGAAACAAGUACAGUUCGUGAUACUUUCACCAUCAAUGAGCCUAUUCCUCUCCAAGAAGUUAGCUCUUAUCGUGAGCAGAUUCGAGAGCAAUUACCUCCCGGUGUCCUCGCUACAAGAACCUUAUCUAUCAACCCUUAUCCAUCAAAACACACUGAUCUCGAGGCUGUCAACUCUCGUAUCAUGACACAUCAAUCUGAAAAGCGUCCAGUCAUGCACUACGUGAAUUGGGAUGUCAACGAUCCAGAAUGUCCUUACAACUGGGACAGUAAACGUCGUUGGGCAUACACCAUCCUUGUCGCUUGUCUCGUAGUUUCUGCUGCUUUUGGUUCUUCAGUCAUCACUGGCCGAAUCAAUGGUGUCGUCGAAUCCUUUGGUUGUUCUGAUGAGGUCGCCAUUCUCCAAGUCUCUCUCAUGGUCUUUGGUUUCAUGCUUGGUCCUCUUCUUUGGUCGCCCUUAUCUGAAUUAUUUGGUCGUAAACCCGUCUAUGUUGGUGCUCUCUUUGUCUAUGCUAUCUUCAACAUUCCUUGUGCUGUUGCAACCAACAUUCAAACCGUCUUGGUGUGUCGUUUCUUCUCUGGCUUCUUUGCUUCCUGCUCUUUAACCCUUGCUGGUGGCUCCAUUUCCGAUCUCUUUCCUACCGAGACUCGUGGUAAUGCCAUCGCCUACUUUGCUGCUGCUCCCUAUGCUGGUCCUGUAUUGGGUCCUAUCGUCGGUGGCUGGAUUUCCGUUGGUACAGGUGGAUGGAGAUGGAUUUAUUGGGUUAAUAUGAUUUUCGCUGGUGUCAUGUGGAUUCUCGUUUGCCUCUUGCCAGAAACAUACCAUCCCAAGCUUCUUGCUGCUCGUGCUAAGCGUAUGAGAGCAGAAACGGGAGACCCCACCUAUAUCACAGUCGAGGAAGAAUUCCCUGUGCCCGUCUCUGAACUGGUCCAGGCUAAUUUGGUCCGUCCCUUCGUCAUGCUUGCCACUGAACCCAUCUUGUUGUUGAUGUCACUUUAUAUCGCUGUCAUUUACGCUUUGCUGUACGCCUUCUUCUUUGCUUAUCCUAUUGUAUUCCAAGGUGUUCGUGGUUUCAACGAUGGUGAAGUUGGUUUGACCUUUAUUGGUGUCCUUGUCGGUACCUUCUUUGCUCUUCUGACCACUCCAGUCUUUGAAAAGAAGUUUAGGAAAGUUGUUCAACAAAAGAACGGUAAGCCUGAUCCUGAGGAUCGUCUGCCUGGUAUGAUGUUCUCUGCUCCUUUCAUCCCCAUUUCUCUGUUCAUCUUUGGUUGGACUUCUUUCCCUUGGUGUCACUGGAUUGGUGGCUGUAUCUCUGGUAUUCCAUUCGGUUACGGUAUGGUUAUCGUGUACUAUGCUGCCAAUAACUACAUUAUCGAUUGUUUCCCUCGUUAUGUCACAUCUGCCCUGGCUGCAAAGACACUUAUUCGUUCCGGUUCAGGCGCUGCUUUCCCUCUAUUCAUCAACCAAAUGUACGCUCGUCUGAACAACCAAUGGGCUAGUACGCUUCUUGCCUUUAUCUCUAUUGCCAUUUUACCAAUUCCCUUCUGUUUCUACAGAUGGGGUGCUAAAAUUCGUACUACAUCCAAGAGUGCUUCUUAA
Mucor velutinosus is the source of this 1668-nucleotide messenger RNA. Its product is annotated as 54S ribosomal protein L2 mitochondrial. Gene Ontology annotation, molecular function: spermine transmembrane transporter activity. The record is from RefSeq and is a predicted model, not a curated record. The transcript is spliced from 2 exons. Gene Ontology annotation, biological process: transmembrane transport; spermine transport. Lineage: Eukaryota; Fungi; Mucoromycota; Mucoromycetes; Mucorales; Mucoraceae. Gene Ontology annotation, cellular component: plasma membrane; fungal-type vacuole membrane. Bases 1 to 1668 code for a protein of 555 amino acids.